Molecule: messenger RNA, 3937 nt
Organism: Stomoxys calcitrans (stable fly)
Lineage: Eukaryota; Metazoa; Arthropoda; Insecta; Diptera; Muscidae
Gene: mthl1
Product: probable G-protein coupled receptor Mth-like 1
Exons: 3
Coding region: 965-3268 (767 amino acids)
Biological process (GO): G protein-coupled receptor signaling pathway; cell surface receptor signaling pathway
Cellular component (GO): membrane
Molecular function (GO): G protein-coupled receptor activity
Source: RefSeq, a predicted model, not a curated record
GAAUUAAUUUACAAUUCGAACGGAUCGAAGCGAAGGCACGGACGGUUUUAUUUUUUUUUUAUUUAUUAUUGUCUGUUUCUCCUAUAAUGCAAUAAUAAUAUAAUACGAGCGGUGAAUAAAAAAAAGAACUCGAUACAAAUAGCCAACGGCUUAAAGCAACAAAAAAAGAACAUCGAAACAAAUAAAAGCGGUGAAAAAGAAUUUGAUACAAGUAGACUACGGCUCAAAGAAUACCUUGUGUUUUGAAGAAAACUCAUUUUAACGAGAGCGCAGCAAUGUUUAAGUCGGGUUGAGUAAAGUGAGCCUCUGUUGUAUCCAACCGACCGACAGACAAAUCGAAGCACUCCCAUUAGCUUGUGUGUGUGGAGCAAAGAAGUAAAAAAGUAAAAGAAAAUUGAAAAUAUAUACUAGCAAGCAAUUGCAAAACAAUGGAAUUUAUCAAGUAAAGGCAAGCAACAAAGCUAGAAAAAACAACAGCAACAACAAAGUCAAGUUUGUGAACAAAAGUAAAUGUAAAACAAAAAUAACAAAAACCUUAAGAAGCAACAAAAGGCGCAUUUUCACCAGCAACUGACAACCACAAUAGCAGUAAAAAUAAUAACAACGAACCAAAAAGUUUAAGUUCAUCAAAUAUUUCUCUUUGUUGCAAUGACAACAUCAGCUAUACAAUUUGCAAACAAUGCAUUUUUAAUUAAACACACACACACACAGUGAAAUAAAAAAAAACCCUUAAACAAACGACCACCACCGCCGACGACACAAAUAAAUGCUCAUAAUUUUCCCGAGAAAAGCUAAUAAAUUGUGUGAGAGUGUUUGAGAGCAAAAUACUCGAGAGUAUUAAAAAUUUUAAUUGCAUUUUUAUGAAUGAAUUUAUAGCGUUCAUUACAAAAACAAAAAAAAAAUCUAGCGUAGUCUGUUUUCUACAAGCAGGGCAACGAAUCAACUGCCCUGAUCGCUGAAUAAAAUGAAAAUGUGUGCGUUUACAAAAGAAAACAAGAAUAGUUUGUGUACAGGAGGAGGAAAAAGUAUCGUAGUUGUAAAAGCCGAGACAGGCCAGUCCAGAGGAUUAUGGACUCUUUUCUACGCAUUAGGCAUCAUAAUCACCGCUAUACAAUUGCAACGAAGCCCACUGCCCUGUCAGGCUUUGGUUAUGAUGGAAACCCCAACACCACCAAUGCAACAAACAAACGACAAUUUGGCAGCUGCCACUGAAUACAACAACAACUCCACAUAUUUGACAUAUCCAAACCGAACAACGACAACAACAAUAUCAAAUAAUGCAACUAAUAAUGUAUCACCCAACUCACUCCUUGGUAGAGCGCAACAAAAGUUUUUAGCAACAAACUCACUACCGGCACCCUCAUCGGCGCCUCAACGCAUGCCACCACCCCGUGUACUAUUGAAUAAGUGUUGCCACUUUGGGGAAUAUCUGGACAAAACGAAAACCUGCGUGGCCGGAGCUUCUGACAAAUGGAUACCAUUAAUUUAUCUGAUAAACCGUAAAGAUCAUUUUCGGCCUCAGGGCUCCAGUCCGAAAUUUAUAACAUUUCAGGAUAACAUCUUUCCUAUAAGUCAGGCUCGGAGUGAUGACGACGAUAACAAUGAUAAUUCUCCGGACACUGUAGACUGUACUGUAGAGGAUUUAGUUUUGUUUACUGGAACCGAUAAAUUUGUGAUAUUCUCGAAUGGUUCGCUUUUUCUCUCGGAACGUAGUGUCCUCAUGCCACCCUCUCGUUAUUGUGUUGACCAACAAGCGGCCUUGGUGUGCUUGCCGAAGCCAAAACAUCCAGAGCCUUUGCUAAAGCUUAAGAAAUGUUGUGGGCCCCAUGGCAUAUAUGACAAUCAACAGAAAACCUGCCACUUCAAUGCCUCGCGCAACAAUAUUCUGGAUUUGCAGCUACCAGAAAAUAUCACGUAUCAGACGAUCUAUGGCUUUCCCGAAUGUCAUGAGGAUUCAGUGAAAUAUGCCAUUGCGGGUGAUUGGUCUGGUUCUCCACUACUCUCCCAUACAACGGGUCAUUUGCAUUUGCCUAACCAUCAAUUGAAUCUAAGUUCAUCCGAUUAUUGUUUGGAAAAAUUACGCUCGAAUAAUGAAACCUCGCCCAACGAAGCAGUAAAGGUUUUUGCAUGUUUACAUCACUUUGGAGUGGAGAAAAACGAUAUCAGCUCCAGUAAUAGGCGCCAAAUAGCGGCUUUAAGUUUUGGUCUAGUCAUAUCAGUGAUAUUUCUGGCUGCCACUCUGGUGGCCAGUUACUUAAUGCCCUCCAUCCAUCAUGUUCUGCAUUGGAGAUGUCAAAUCUAUUAUGUCUUCUGUUUGUUUAUUGGUGACUUUCUUUUAGCUUUUAGUCAGUUAUUUAAGCCAUUGAUUUUGGAGGUGGCCCUGUGCCAAAUAGUAGCUAGUACCAUGCAUUUCUUUUUUCUGGCGGCCUUCUUUUGGCUUAACACCAUGUGUUUCAAUAUCUGGUGGACAUUCCGUGAUUUCCGUCCCAGCUCGCUGGAGAGAAAUCAGGAGCUGAUACGUUUAAGACUCUACUCGGCCUAUGCCUGGGGUAUACCUAUUAUUAUAGCCGCCAUAGCUGCGUGUGUUAAUUUGGUUCCCGAUUCACCUCUAUUACGACCUGGUUUUGGAGAACACAGCUGCUGGUUCAACGCUGAACAUUUGCCCAUAUUCGCCUAUUUCUAUGGACCCGUUGGUAUUUUACUAAGCAUCAAUAUAAUGCUCUUUAUAUCGACCACCCAUCAGCUGACCUGUGGUCUCUGGAAACGAGAUGAUGUUAAAUCGACCACUGAGAAAACAGCCUUGGGCAAAGUUUGUCUAAAACUCGUCGUGGUUAUGGGUGUCACCUGGAUUGUGGAUGUCUUGUCAUGGAUUAUCGGUGGCCCUGAUAGUGCCUGGUUUGUCACCGAUCUUGUCAAUGCCCUACAAGGUGUCUUCAUAUUUCUUGUGGUGGGCUGUCAACCUCAGGUAUGGUCUGCCUGCCGGCGUUUCUGUUGUCCCCGCUCGCGCCAAGAGAUUACCAAUACCACAAAUGGUGUUCAACAUUCUUCUUCAUCCCAGGGCUUACCUUCGAUGGGAGCAUGUGGUGGUGAAAUAACGCAAAAUACUUCAGUUCAUCAUAAUACAACAAUUGGCAGCAAUGCUGGCAGUAUAGUCGCCGCAACAGGAGGAUCAGGGAGAGCAGGAGAUGGGGGCGGUGGUGUUGGUGUUGGUAACCAUACCCCAGCCACAACCGCAAAAAUGAAAAUUCCCAUGGAGACUGUAUGCUAACAAAUGAAUGACCGGCGUAGUUAUUGGAAGGAAUUUUCGCGGACAAAGGCAAAAUACAUCAGCCAAAUUAUUCCGUUAAUAAAACCUCUGCUCAUCUUAAACAAAGAUUUGAACACACACCAAAAAAGUAUAAAACGCAACAAGCCAUGGAAGAGACUAUCAUAAAUUACAUCGAUGCUAUGGAAGGGUUGCCAGCAUCAUUCACAUCUUCAUCACUGUAAAUAUGUGAUUAUUAUCAUUAAUCAUGAUUAAUCUGCUCUGCAAAAUACUAUAAAGGAUCCAAAGAUCGAAGGCGAGCAUGACCCCUGUGUUUUCGGAAAUUUGUAAUGAUGAUAACGAUUACCAUCAUCAUCAUUAUCACCACAAUCAUUUUUUAAUGUAGUGAAAAUGAUUUUCAACUCUUCCUCUUUGAAUGAAUACUUAUGGAUUUAAAUUCCAUUAUUAACCUGUUAACGAAAUAUGAGUUUAUUUAGCCGAUACUUGUAAACAGUAUUUUAUAGAUGUCUAUGUUUUAAGAAAUCCACCCCACCCACGGAAUUGAAAAUCCUACCUUAACUCUAUCCCCAGGCGCCAAUUCGAUUUGACCAACCAAGUAUAUAAAGGGUGAUUUUUUUGAGGUUAGGAUUUUCAUGCAUUAGUAUUUGACAGAUCACGUGGGAUUUCAGACAU